UGUUUGAAAAUGAGAAUUAUAAUCUUGGCACUUUGUACGAUCGGGGCAGCUUUUGCACACGAAGAGCUUUUAUCCAGAGAAAAUGAACCAGAUCCCAGAGAAUACAUGCCCUUCAAGAUGCCAGCGAUGAUAAAACACGUGUGUGAGAGCAUGAGAUGGUUCCUAGAGCAACAACGGGAGAGCAGACCCAGAAACGCUUUACAGCUAUCUCAGUUGUUUGUUGAGGAAUUUGAUAGCAACGAAGACGGGUGUAUUUCUGGAAAUGAGAUAAGAGAUAUUGCAGCAAGAUUCAGAGGAAAUCUGGCAGGAUACCGGACAAUAUUCCAACAUGUACUAGAUGAGAACAAAAGUGGGUGUGUUGAAGCUGAGGAGCUCAACUCUCUUGUUCUAGAUUGCAUCAUGCCGUCCCAAGGAAGGAUGCGGGGGAUGCCCGCCAGCGAGAGAUACUCCAGCUCUUUUAACCGGGAGGAAAUGGCGAGGAUCUUGGAAGAGCCGAAACCAGUAGAAGAUGUUGUGGUAGGUGAGGAGGAGGAGACUGAGGUAACUUUGGAGACGAGCCAAGAGGAACAAGACACUAAGGACAGACGAGCUAUGUUGGAGGAAGCUAAUGUUUUAACCCCUGAAGCUUCAUUAAAUCCAGCUGUUAAAGAAAUGAUCUGCUCGAUGAUCCGACGUGAGCACGAGGAUGCGGAGUUCGGUCUCAGAACUUUGGCUGAAGUUGUAGACCUUGACGGAGUGGAAGGCCUUUCUUAUGAGGAGGUAUUUGAGUUCCUAUCAGCAAGUCGUAUCCCCCGAGUUGAAUCAGACGAUCUUGCUGCAAUGAUGGACAGUGACAGUGACAGUGUCGUGACAGUGGAAGAACUGAUGGAAUCACUUGAUAAUUGUCCUGUGAUGGAGGUGGUUGAUGUCCUUGUUGUUAAAACCAGGCCCAUCACCAACUUUGAAGACGUGGAGUGCCAGUCAAAAGAAGCUAUGUACAAGGAGCUGAGAACAAAAGCCAUGAAGUUUCUAGGGACUAGGAAGAUUAGAUUUGAAGAAGCUAAAGACGCCGCUGCUGAGCUGUACGCUUCGAUAUCUGGCGAUAUUGAAGAGGUGAUAGAACCAAAGGAUCUGGAUGUUCCCGUUGACUGUGUGAAGGAAGUGUGGCAGGAUAUUGAUACUGAUCUCAACGGGUUUCUGGAUUUAAUCGAAUUCAACAGAAUUGCACUGGAUAUAUUCGAGGAGUUCCUUCCAAAGCCAGUGAAGAAGACUAAACCUAUGGAAAUCGAAAGGGUACAAAUAGAAGACAUGGCUACCCCACUUGAGGACGUUCCGCGGAUCGAACUGGACACCAUUGCCCAGAUCGUCUACAAAAUCUGUAGGGAGGGAGGAGUGAGGAUUCCAGAAUCAGAUGUAGAGAGAGUAGUAGGGCUCCUUUUACAAGACGCCAGCAUAGCAACGCUCAUGGACAAAGUUCAGAGCGUGGGCAUGUUGACUGAGGAGGCUGAAAACACUCUGGCAAGCUUGGUUCGUCCUAUAGUAUAUCAACUUCUAUCAGAAUAAAAGACUACCCCCUUGAGACCUUGCCACAAAAACCGGCUGCAGAUUGAAGCAAUUUUGAAGUAAACGUUGGAAAACUUUUUGCAAUAGUGAAAACGAACUACGCGCUAUUAAUUAAACCCGUAAAUAUUUGACCCGUAAAUAUUUGAUCAAGAUUUGGUUAGGGGUCGUUCACAUAUUACGUAAUUGGCCGAGAGGGUAGGAGGGUUUCCAAAAAUUACGCUAGUGUAAUUUUGACAAUGACACAAUAACUAUGAUUACGUGUAAAACUGAUUACGGAGGGGGGAGGGGGCUCAAAAUUGUCCAAAAAGUGAUUACGUUAUAUGCACGAACGACCCCUUAUAUGUAGAGUUUGUGUAUUGCGAUUUUUAUUCUGUUAUAUAAGAUUUAUCAUUUAUAUCUAACCUAGUUUCGUUUAUUCUAAUAAUCAUAACUGAAACUUAGAACCGUUUUAUUUUUGUGAACAAUAAGUAAAUAGUAAGUAAGUAAGAACAACACGUUUUACCAUGUCAUUGUGAUCGUAACACUAUAACAUAAUAAUAUGUGAUACUAGUACUACUCUUUAAGACAAAAAUACCUCAUUUAAUUAAACCUAUUAAUGAAACCUCUUUAACCAAUUAAACCUAUUUAGUAUAUACAAAUUUCUGCGUUUUAUUGCCAAAUAUUAAAGUGUAAGCACUGUAAACGUAAUGUGUUUACUAUCCUACCAGUGAUUAUCAUUACCCAAUUUCAUAAUUUGGCAUUUCUAUUUGGCAUUGACGACGAGCAGCUUGGAAGUGCUUAACAUUGAAUGUUGCUGAGUUUUUUAAAGUCGAGUUCUAAACGUUUGAUCUUUAUGUUAUGUUAAAAUCAUUCAAGACAGCUUUAAGAUAUAUACGAGGUGACCUCGUUGAUAGAAGCUGUUGCUUAGCACCGAGGGACUCUCCUACAAAUCUUGAGGAAGACUGUGCUCACAUCUGUUUAGAGAAACUAUCUUUCAAUGGAGGUGUGUGCAGGAUCUUGUAUAAUG
Molecule: messenger RNA, 2548 nt
Organism: Bolinopsis microptera
Lineage: Eukaryota; Metazoa; Ctenophora; Tentaculata; Lobata; Bolinopsidae
Exons: 15
Coding region: 10-1542 (510 amino acids)
Molecular function (GO): calcium ion binding
Source: RefSeq, a predicted model, not a curated record